Molecule: messenger RNA, 795 nt
Organism: Diceros bicornis minor
Lineage: Eukaryota; Metazoa; Chordata; Mammalia; Perissodactyla; Rhinocerotidae
Gene: NNMT
Product: nicotinamide N-methyltransferase
Exons: 3
Coding region: 1-795 (264 amino acids)
Cellular component (GO): cytosol
Molecular function (GO): nicotinamide N-methyltransferase activity
Source: RefSeq, a predicted model, not a curated record
AUGGAAUCUGGCUUCACCUCCAAGGACACUUAUCUGAGCCAUUUUAACCCUCGGGAUUACCUGGAAAAGUAUUACAACUUUGGGUCCAGUCACUCUGCAGAAAACAAGAUUCUUAGGCAUCUUCUGAAAAAUCUUUUCAAGAUAUUCUGCCUAGAUGGCCUGAAGGGAGACCUCCUGAUUGACAUCGGCUCCGGCCCCACCAUCUAUCAGCUCCUCUCUGCUUGUGAAUCCUUCAAGGAGAUCAUCGCUACUGACUACACCGACCAGAACCUGCAAGAGCUGGAGAAGUGGCUGAAGAAGGAGCCAGGGGCCUUCGACUGGUCCCCAGUUGUGACCUACGUGUGUGAGCUGGAAGGGAACAGAGUCAAGGGGCCAGAGAAGGAGGAGAAGUUGAGGCGGGCAGUCAAGCAGGUCCUGAAGUGUGACGUGACUCAGAGCCGGCCGCUGGGUGCCGUUUCCCUGCCCCUGGCCGACUGUCUGCUCAGCACGCUGUGCCUGGAUGCCGCCUGCCCUGACCUCCCUGCCUUCUGCACAGCCCUCAAGAACCUUGGCAGCCUGCUAAAGCCGGGGGGCUUCCUGGUGAUCGUGGAUGCCCUGAAGAGCAGCUACUACAUGAUUGGCGAGCAGAGGUUCUCCAGCCUCUGCCUGGGCCGGGAGGCGGUAGAGGCUGCCGUGAUAGAGGCUGGCUAUACCAUCAAACAGUUUGAGGAGAUCUCUCAAAGUUAUUCUUCCACCAUGGCCGACAACGAGGGACUUUUCCUCCUCGUGGGGCAGAAGCCGAGCAGAUCUGUAUGA